Molecule: messenger RNA, 1494 nt
Organism: Ophidiomyces ophidiicola
Lineage: Eukaryota; Fungi; Ascomycota; Eurotiomycetes; Onygenales; Onygenaceae
Gene: MSS51
Product: translational activator for mitochondrial COX1
Exons: 3
Coding region: 1-1494 (497 amino acids)
Biological process (GO): mitochondrial respiratory chain complex IV assembly
Cellular component (GO): extrinsic component of mitochondrial inner membrane
Source: RefSeq, a predicted model, not a curated record
AUGGCCGUGGAACUCAGCUGUCAACGAUGUGUGCGAGUGCUUCACAUUGGCAUUAAGCGCCAUGGCUCCGGAAUCCGGCCAAGAUGGAUUGCAAAUAUCAGUGGUUACCACCCGAAGAGCUUUUCGUCGCAAAUCCGGCAGCAACAAGGCGAUACGAACAGUGGAAACAAAAUAAAUGUUAUUAGAAAAGUGAACACCGAACAAAAGUUUGUACCCCACGAGAGCUCCGGCUCGCCUCGCAAUCCUAGUAAGGGCCUCUUCCACCCCUACUCCAGCUCACCGUCCGAAGCUAUCCGACGAAGAGCUGAAGCCAUAAAACACAACGCCCUAUGUCCUCACCCUAGUCACCGAAGAAGUAGGGAGCCACAAUCCCCGUCCGACUCUGAAUCGAGAAAACCCUCCACAGCAGGCCUACAACCUGCACCUGCAGAUUUCGAGUGCAAGUACUGCGGAAUUCCGGUAUAUUGUUCCGAAGAACAUUGGAUGGACGAUUUUAAAGAGCAUUUGAAAGUGUGUGAAAAGCUUCGCCAAAUUAAUACAGAUGAUCACGAUCUGGUGUCCGGCCGGUUCUUCCCGGAGUUCGAGUACCCCGGCCGGCAGGAAGAUGAGAUUGUGGUAAAUAUGACGAACUGGGAUACACUUCUUUAUACAAGAGAAUUUUCUGCAGUCAACGACAAUAGAAGUAUGAGACAGGUAACGAGACUGCUGACAUAUCCCCUCUCUAUUGCGAGCGUGCUGCACGAAUUGAGCCCAUAUAACCACCGAGGCAAUGGAAGGCUGACGAAGGAGGGGUUGCGAAGUUUUAGCGCUCUCCGAUAUACUCUUCAUCCUCCUAGAACUGGCGAAGGACCUGAUAUAUCUGGCCUACGGCUACAUGCCCCACCAGUCCGGCUAUUCGUCCUCGGAGCUCGUGCAGAGUCUUCUCUCCCACGAGACGUCUGGGAACAACUCAGUCACCUUUUUCCACGAGCAACCAUUCACGUAAUCUUCAUCGGUCCAGAAAGCAUGACAAACCGAGACGCCGAAUUUCCACUCCCAGAACGAACACCAGAGAACCCUUUCGGGGGUAUUGUUGAGGCUUAUCUUGGGCCACAAAUGAAAAUCACAACUUAUGUGGAUUAUUUCCACACUAUGCAUGAGGCGAAUAUGUUCCAGCCCUAUGACCCAUACUUCGACUGCUUCAUGCUCUUCCAUCCCGGACUAGGUCAUCCUGCGAGCUCCCACGAAUGGGAACAAACACUACCACAGCUUUUGCAAACGAAAGUCCCCAUUAUAUGCACAGGCUAUACUGAAUUUGAUAUGAAUAGAGAUGUACAAUGGGUAACAGAUAAGUGCCGCGGGGAAUUUGAUAUUCUUCUUCAUCCUGGAGAGAAUGUGUUCCGUAGCUUAAGGUGGGAUUUGAAUGAUCAAGAUCCACAUGACAUCUCUUGCGGAAACUGGGGGAUCUGGGCAUUUAGAGGGAAAAGAUAUGAAGCUAUUACUAAAAACUCUUAA